UAAGGAUGGAAGAAAGUAGGAAGAAAGGCAUCAGCACAGAGAAGAGAUUCCAUAAAUAAUGGGCGUUAGAAGCGCUUUAGUUGCAAGAGAGAGUUCUUGGAGAUCAUUGAGUGGAGGAGGCAAGAAAUUAAUUAAGAUGGCAGAAGCGAAGGAAGUGAAGUUGCAUGGGUUUUGGGCCAGCCCUUACUGUUUCGUGGUCCACCAUGCUCUUAAGCUCAAGGGCGUGGCCUUUGAGUCCGUGGAGGAAGACCUCGAGAACAAGAGCGAGUCGCUCCUUAAGCUUAAUCCGAUCCACAACAAGGUGCCAGUCCUUGUGGUGGAUGGCAAGCCAUUAGCUGAGUCACUUGUCAUCUUCGAGUUCAUUGAGGAGAUGUGGAAGGAACCACCACUCCUUCCGGAGGAUCCCUACAAGAAGGCUAAGGUGCGGUUUUGGGCUGAUUUCUUCUACAAGAAGUUGCUGCCCACUGUCUACGUUAUGGGGGAGUGUGAAGACGAGGCACAGCAGAAGGCAGCCAAGGAAUUCAAAGAACACAUGAGUACUCUAGAGAGUGGCAUCCAAAAGGACUUACCAAGUGAUGGUCCAUUCAUCAAUGGAGACAAGCCUGGCCUCCUCGAUCUGAUCGUGGGUUCGUGGUCUGGAGUAUUUAGGGUUGACGCAGAACUCGUUGGAAUGGCGGAACUAGUGGAGAAGGAGAAGGUGCCACUCCUGCACUCCUGCAUUGCUUCUUUCUCAGACCAUGAGGUGACCAAGGACCUCGUUGUUCCCCAUGAGAAGCUGCUCAACCACGUUCGCGCCUUGAGGGAGAAGGCUCUGGCAUCUGCUCCAAAGUAACCUAUUUUGUGGCCAACAAUGGGAACGUCUGCUUUCCGUAAGUUGGCAGCGUGCAUGGAUGCUCGACUUUAUUGCAAUGUUAGGUUUCAGUACCUCUGAGCCUUUUGUCAUUGUUUUCAUACGAUAAUUAUCACGUCUCAAAUUCGGGACAUAACACGAUCAUGCUA
Elaeis guineensis (African oil palm) is the source of this 999-nucleotide messenger RNA. RefSeq names its product glutathione S-transferase U10. The record is from RefSeq and is a predicted model, not a curated record. Gene Ontology annotation, molecular function: glutathione transferase activity. NCBI's taxonomy places the organism in Eukaryota, Viridiplantae, Streptophyta, Magnoliopsida, Arecales, Arecaceae. Gene Ontology annotation, cellular component: cytoplasm. Gene Ontology annotation, biological process: glutathione metabolic process.